Molecule: messenger RNA, 2714 nt
Organism: [Candida] anglica
Lineage: Eukaryota; Fungi; Ascomycota; Pichiomycetes; Serinales; Debaryomycetaceae
Source: the annotation of a GenBank genome assembly
CUCCUUGCCAAUAGCAUAUGUCAUUUAAUCUCCCCAAUUCGUACUUGUUGGGGAUCCUUCUCCUAGUUUCAACCCAUAGUGGUCCCCAGCUCGUGUUCAAUUACCCACCAGAUCUAUCUGCUGAACUGGCGGAUAAAUCACAUACUGCGAAACUCUUGUUGGACUCUGGUGAUGAAAGCGAAAAUGAGAACGAAGAGGAUGAAUAUUUGGCUGAAGAUCAAAACGAUGGUCGGGAGGAACGUUCCGAUGAACUGAAAUGGAAUACCAGAAAUGUCAAUUAUUAUAUGGGUACUAAAAAGGACUUGUUAAGUUUUCUAGAAGAUCAGGAAAAACAUAGAAAACCCGUUCCGACUACAACCUCUUCCAAUGUGGCUUCCACUACGGCAACUACAACCUCUGUCCCAAUGGGCCACUCCACUAUAACGUUUGAUGAUGAAGCACUGGCUUCGCCGUUGGAAAAGACAUUCAGUGGACGGAGUGGACGUAGUGCCAAAACCACGGGGGCACGAAGUGUAAAUAGUGCAACAGGUUUAGGGUCCACCAGCACCACAAACUUGUCUGGUGGACACUCUCUGCAACAAUUCAGUCUGCCUAGUACACCAACAACAUCAACACAUCAUAAUGGGACUUCUUCCUCGGGAAACUCUCCACCCAGUACUAUAUUUGGUAUAGAAACAGAUUAUCUCUGUGAAACACUCUGUCCCCCACGUCAAAUGUGUAACUCUCGAUUUGAGAUUCUAAUUGAUGACCUUGUCUUUUUAGGGUUGCCCAUACAUUGCCAUGAGAAUGGGAAAUGGAGAUCUAAAACUAAAACCACUAGUGAAGCUGCCCAACCAUCGACAAAUGAGAAAGAUUCAGGAACUUCUUCAUCGUCUACUCAUCCUCCAAUGAACAUGUUCCAUCUUGUAUUUAUCAUGAAUCCCCCCAUUAUUGAGACUAAUUACCGAAUUGAUGAGAUGUUCCACUAUGUCAUAUCCCGACUUACUUUAGUCUUACGGUAUGAACAACUGAAACAUAAUUACGUUUGGGAAGAAGUUAAAUUGAUUCACCAACUUAGAGAAGGGUUUCGACUGACAGGUCUCAGGAGGAACACUUCAUAUGGAACACCUGUUCAAAACGAACCAACUGAAACACCUGUGGCCCGGUCAACGUCCGGGAGGUCGAUCAGCAAUGCUCAUUUAACCAAUGCUACUCCUGAUGACUCAACAUCUUCACAUCACAGUGAUGGUUCAAGCUUGACUUAUCACCUUAUAACUCAUUCAUCACUUUGUAAAUUAAUUGCUGAAUGUUUCAGUUCCAUUUCACACUCGGAAAUUGCAAAUCUUUCCAUCAACAAUAAACUUCGAUCAUUUCAAAUCCCUAUCAAGACGGAAUUCCACUCAUUACCACAAACUACUGUCCCAUUCCUCCCAGGUUCGCAUCUUUCAUCUACAGUCAGUGUUUUAGGUAAUACUGGGUUGAUCAAUGUAGGUGAUACUACAAGGUAUGGAGGCGAAAACGCCAUUGCUGCCGGUAUUACAGGUGGCUUGGCAGCAGCCUCCGCAGCUGCUGCUGCUGCCGCUACAGGCAGUACUGGAUAUGAACCAUUUGAUGAAGAUGGGGACAGCUCUGAAGAAUCAUCAUCCAUUAUCUACUUUGCCUUACUUUUACUUGAUCAUCCUGAUAACAUUGUUCGUGAUAUUCGUGCAGAGCCUUCUUCUACACUUGCUAAAUUUAUACACACUAUAAAACCAACUGAAUCACUUGCAAAACUAUCUCAAAAGGUUAAAGGUGAUUCUUCAAAGAACUAUGAAUUGACUCAAAUUAAGCUGUUUGCGUUCCACCUUGUGUAUUGGCGCCGUGCUCGUGUUAUUCCACCGCUUAAUUCGAGACUGGUCUAUAUCGUUUCUCCUAUGGCGCCCAUCACUCUUAAUCUAUACUAUGAUAUGCAGACUUUCCAGCAACAAUUCCCAACACUUCCUUCACUCCCACAUUUUUUGAAGCUGCUUCUGUCAACUUCGCAAAAGCCGAAACAGUAUGCCACCAUUAUUCCUUCUCGUGACCACCGUGAUGGAUAUUUGGAUGCACUCGCGUGGCUUAUCCGUUACGGUUACGUAACCCAACUCCAUACCUUUAUUUGGCUCAAAAUUUCACGUAAAGUUAAAAUGAGAGUCGAAGAAGAUAUUGAGAACGAAGGAACUUCUAAGAAGGGUAGUAAGAGUAAGAGCAAAAGUAAGGGGAGUAUUGGUAGUAGGGGCUCAUUUGAGAGAACUGGUGGAGUUGCCGCAGUUGAUAAUUCCUCAAAAACUACUGAUGCCAUCAGUAAAUCCCCAAGUAAGACUGGGGCGUCAUCUGUGACCUCGUCCAUGGCGAAUAAUUCAAAAUCUACGGCUCCUGGUUUGCAAGCUCCUAAUAUUACCCUUGAAGAAGAUGGUGACUCCCUUAUUUUGGAUCCAGAUAGAGCGACUACCUUGGAACGUCGCUGGAUAAACAAAAUUGUCACUGAUGAAUGUAAACUUUCGCUAGAGCUUACGACAGUCUUCUACAAAUUGUUGAAAUACAUGAACGGAAAAUCAUCUCUUGAACUUCUUCUCUUGAAGGAAGAUAUAUCAAGGAUGGACCUCAGAAAACUUCUUUAUGCUAUUGAAGAUCAUAUAGUCUCUGUUAGACAUUGGUAAUUUUUAAUACAAUCAUUCUACCAGUUAAAGAUAUGUUACUUUUAUUCUAUAAAAUAU